UUACAACGUAAUUACACUUUGAUUCGACAAUUAGAUGAAACAGCCGAAGAGAUCAUGCAACAAGUGGCAGUGGAAACAGCCUAUUUAUCCAACGCCACAGACAUGGAUAUCGAAACCAGACGUCAAAAGCUAGAGCGCAUCGGACAACUCUUAAACGAAUCCUUAAAAAAGGGAGAAGAGAAAUUCGCGCUUGCAAAAUCCACUUAUGACACGGUAGAUAGACAUUGUACACGUCUUGACAAUGACCUGCAAAAGAUUGAGGAUGAACAGCUCAUCGGUCCAGGUCGUGUCAAUCAACAACAACAACAGCAGCAACAACAACAUCAACAGCAAAAGCCUAGUAAAAUUAUCAAUCAUACCUUAAAAGAAUCAGAACCCACCAUGGAUACAAGUAGAAGAAAAAGGGUGAAGAAGGAUCAUCAGCAACAGGAGGAUACAGAAUAUUCUACACAAGAUGCUACUCAAUAUGCCAAAACUGCGGUGCCGAGUAGUGAUUUACCCAUUGAUCCCAAUGAGCCUGUGUAUUGUUACUGUCAACAAGUAUCCUUUGGUGAAAUGAUUGCCUGCGAAAACGAACAGUGUGAUGUGGAAUGGUUUCAUUUAGAAUGCGCUGGAUUAAAGACACCACCCAAAGGAGCAUGGUAUUGUAACACAUGUGCCAACGAAUUAAAAAAGAAGAAGAAGUAA
Messenger RNA from Mucor mucedo, 687 nucleotides. RefSeq lists its product as uncharacterized. Lineage: Eukaryota; Fungi; Mucoromycota; Mucoromycetes; Mucorales; Mucoraceae. The annotation marks the transcript as partial. The transcript is spliced from 3 exons. Gene Ontology annotation, biological process: regulation of DNA-templated transcription. The record is from RefSeq and is a predicted model, not a curated record.